AUGGCAGAAGAAACUCGACAGAGUAAACUGGCCUUAGCCAAGAGAAAGUUAAAAGAAUAUUGGCAGAGAAACAGCCCUGGUGGUCCAGCAGGAGUGAAGAAGAACAGGAAAACAAAUGGCAAUAGCCCUGAGACAGCCACUUCUGGUGGUUGCCACUCACCUGAGGAUUCAGCCACAGGUAUCGACGGAGAGGGCCCUACGUCAUCUGCACCCCUCAAGGAUCUGGAGAACCCGUCCCAAGAACUAGCAGCUGCCCUGGACUCGAGGUCCGUCAAAAUCAGUCAACUGAAGAACACCAUCAAAUCUUUGAACAACGAGAACAAGAGCGCACUGCAGUCGGAGCAGCAAGUGGAGGAGCUACAGGAGACGCUGGGCGAGGUGAAGUAGAUUGUAACCCCCACCCCAUCCAAGAAGGGCUGGGAAGCAGGCACCAGCCUCUGGGGAGGGGAGGUGCCAGGCCAGAGGCAGCAAGCCUGGGGGCAGGUGACCCCAGCACCCUCCAGGGCAGUCUUAUGACCGUUUCUUUCUUCCUGCCUUCUGACUUUUAGAGGUGGGUAG
Mandrillus leucophaeus (drill) is the source of this 558-nucleotide messenger RNA. RefSeq names its product golgin A8 family, member O (gene GOLGA8O). NCBI's taxonomy places the organism in Eukaryota, Metazoa, Chordata, Mammalia, Primates, Cercopithecidae. Gene Ontology annotation, cellular component: Golgi cisterna membrane; Golgi apparatus; Golgi cis cisterna. Gene Ontology annotation, biological process: spindle assembly; Golgi organization. The record is from RefSeq and is a predicted model, not a curated record.